UUAUAAUUAAUUGAAACGAAAGGAUGGCUUCAAAAGUAUUAAAAGAAAAACUUUUAUUAAACGGUAUUUUUGGUGUUUAUAAACAAAAAGGAUUUACUAUCGAUGACUACAAGACAUGGAUCAGACUAACACAUUAUCACGAAAGUCAGCUGUUGUCUGAUCGCAAGUCAUGGUCAGCACCGGGCGUUAUACUAGACCUAAACCCCCGAUAUAUGGAGCCGUUUACUAGCGGUGUUAUGUGUGUUGGUCUCGGCUAUUGGUCAACACGACUCACUCAACUAACUAAAUACUGGCCACACGAAUGGAUAGUAAGCGCCAAAUUGGGAACCGAAACACAAUAUUACUGUCCGGAUUCAACGAUUGUCCAAAAAUUAGCUUUCGAUCAUAUAAAUGAAAAUAAUUUAUUGGAAACGUUGAAGCAAUUUAUGGGAACAAUUAAACAGUUGAAUCCACCACCGAUUCCAUACUCUGAACCUCUAUUAGUAGGCAAAGAAACAAACGAAAGAACCAUAAAUACAGUGAUUAUGAAACCAAAGACUAGAAUAAAGCAAUGUUUUGUCAUUUCUUUAUUAGACUUCAAUCCACCGAAUAUUAAACUCAAAGUCAUAAGCGAUGGAUAUUUUUCGUGUCGACAAUUUAUUCACGAUUUAGGUCUUCAGCUCAAUAGCUGUGCCCAUCUGACUGAUCUAUGUCUUAACCAAAUGGGAAUCAUUACAGUUGAUGAUUGUCUUAAAAAAUAUGAAAUUCAUUUAAAACAAAUGGAAGAAGCGAUAGACAAAUAUUCUAAAAUUUUAUCUAAAGAUCUGAAAAAAUUUACUCAAUUAAAGCCCGAUAAUCGAAGAUUUAUCUAAUUAUUGAUUAUUAUUAAU
Messenger RNA from Oppia nitens, 869 nucleotides. Its product is annotated as tRNA pseudouridine synthase B-like. Lineage: Eukaryota; Metazoa; Arthropoda; Arachnida; Sarcoptiformes; Oppiidae. The transcript has 4 exons. The record is from RefSeq and is a predicted model, not a curated record. Gene Ontology annotation, biological process: tRNA modification; mRNA pseudouridine synthesis. Gene Ontology annotation, cellular component: mitochondrion. Gene Ontology annotation, molecular function: RNA binding; pseudouridine synthase activity. Bases 24 to 851 code for a protein of 275 amino acids.